CGCUACAACCGCACGUCGUGGUUGAUCGGGCAACCCAUCAUGUCGCCAUUGUCGCGUACGUUCAAGCGUACGCUGAGGCAGCGAGGCUACGCAGGUCCGCAGGACUGCAUGCACCAGCGCAUAGCUUGAAACUGCGUCCCAGCGAACCCCGACGUCUAUAAAAGGGUUCCGCCAUCUCGCCUCCCUCCUCCUCUUCUCAUCAUCCGGCCAUCAACAGCUCCUCCUCCUCCUGCUCUUCUGACGCAUCUGCAACUCGCAUCACUCACAUCCCGCUCAAUACCCACUUAAGUUACUAUCAUUUCAAGAUGCGUUUCCUCUCGCUCGCUUUCCUGUCCCUCGCCGCCUACGCUUCCGCCGCUCCCUCUGGCGCCCGCGGCCAAAAGGCCGGUGAGGCCAUCAAGGGCCAGUACAUCGUCACCUUCAAGAAGGCCGACAACCUCGUGCCCCGCAACCUGGACCAGCUUAUCGACACCGUCUUGACCGUUCCCGGCUCCGCCUCCCUCGUCAAGCCCGCGGUUCUCCAGAAGUACGAUUUCGGAUCCUCGUCCCUGCAGGGUUUCGCGGCCAAGAUCGACGAUGCCGCCGUGCUUGAGCAGAUCAAGGGCCAUGCCGAAGUCGAGUCUAUUGAGGAGGACCAGGUUGUCACCAUCGCCGGAACCCAGACAACCGAUGCUGGCCUCUGGGGUCUGGACGCCAUCGAUGGCACCCGUGCCAACACGUACAACUACCCUGACGCUGGCGGCCAGGGUGUGACUGCCUACGUUAUCGACACCGGAUGCCAGACCAGCCACCCCGAGUUCGGCGGCCGUGCGACGUGGGGCGCGUCCUUCACAGGCGAGACCUCCACCACCGAUGGCAACGGCCACGGCACCCACGUCUCCGGCACCAUCGGCGGCAGGACCUACGGCGUCGCCAAGAAGGUCAACAUCGUCUGCGUGCGUGUGCUCUCCGCCUCCGGAUCCGGAUCUAACUCCGGCGUCAUCGCCGGCGUCAACUGGGUCGCCCAGCAAGCCAAAGCGAAGCGCACCCCGGCGGUCGCGAACAUGUCUCUCGGCGGCGGCUCUUCCACCGCUUUGGACCAGGCGGUCGAAGCCCUUAUCGCCUCAAACGUCGCACUCGCAGUCGCGGCAGGUAACACCGCUGGCUUCGAUGCCUGCAACGGCUCCCCAUCGCGCGUGCGAUCCGCCUACACCGUCGCGGCCUCCGACACCAACAACAGGUUCGCCUCCUUCAGCUCCGAAGGCCCUUGCGUCGACAUCAUCGCCCCCGGUGUCAACAUCAAGUCGUCGUGGCCUACUUCCUCCACCAACACCAUCUCUGGAACCUCCAUGGCUACACCCCACGUCGCUGGCGUCCUUGCCCUCGCUUACUCCCAGCAAUCCUUUGCCAGCCCCGCAGCGGCUUUCAGCUACCUCACCAGCCGAUCCCGCUCUGGGCUCAUCACUGGCGUUCCCUCUGGAACCGUCAACAGGUUCCUCAGGAUCUGAGAGCUUGCGGAUUUCCGUACUUAGAGAGUUUGUUUACAUUUCCAGGCUGGCCCCGGGCCGAUACCCCUCUUAUUUUUGAACUUCUGUAUACUUGCAUUUGUUGUCUGUUGCG
Messenger RNA from Fimicolochytrium jonesii, 1599 nucleotides. RefSeq names its product serine protease. The transcript has a single exon. Gene Ontology annotation, biological process: proteolysis. Bases 306 to 1487 code for a protein of 393 amino acids. The record is from RefSeq and is a predicted model, not a curated record. Gene Ontology annotation, molecular function: serine-type endopeptidase activity. NCBI's taxonomy places the organism in Eukaryota, Fungi, Chytridiomycota, Chytridiomycetes, Spizellomycetales, Powellomycetaceae.